Messenger RNA from Onychostoma macrolepis, 2025 nucleotides. RefSeq names its product aquaporin 11 (gene aqp11). NCBI's taxonomy places the organism in Eukaryota, Metazoa, Chordata, Actinopteri, Cypriniformes, Cyprinidae. Bases 58 to 894 code for a protein of 278 amino acids. Gene Ontology annotation, biological process: transmembrane transport. Gene Ontology annotation, cellular component: membrane; cytoplasm. The transcript is spliced from 3 exons. Gene Ontology annotation, molecular function: channel activity. The record is from RefSeq and is a predicted model, not a curated record.
GCCGUUGUAAAGUUGCCUGACCGGAUCAGAGUUUAACACGAUUAUUCGGAGGAUGAGAUGGCAGAGUUGGCCGAUCUCGCCGUCUCCCUGUCCUUCCUGCUGGGGAUUGUAGUUUUUAGCGAAGUGGCGAGGAGAACGGCUUUAUAUCUAUUCCCAAAUAGAAACUGGAUCAUCUAUGCGCUGGAGUCGAUCUCCACUUUUCAGCUGUGCGCAUGCACGCACGAGUUAAAGCUGCUCGCGGAGGUGGGCGGACUGGAGCCGCGGAUCUCGCUGACGCUCACGUUCCUCAUCUCGGUGGUCUACGGACUUUCAUUCCGCGGCGCGAUCUGUAACCCGACCGGCGCUCUGGAGCAGCUCUACCUCGGGACUCUGACGCGGCGAUGCGCGCUGACGCGGAUCUCAUGCCAGCUGAUCGCGGCGGAGGUGGCGCGGCGCGUCAUGCCUCACGCGUGGGCGCUGGCGCUCUCUGACCUGCACGAGCAGCACUCGCUGACGGGCUUUACAUGCACGAACAGCCCCGUUAACGCGCCUCUGCUGCAGGCCGCCGCGGUGGAGCUGGGCUGCGCGUUUGUGAUGCACACUGCGGGGUUUACCGUGGAGAAGGUGGAGGAGAAAUACCGCGUUCCUGCGAUAGCUGCUGUCAUCACCACAUUAGUCUAUGCAGGUGGUCAUCUGACUGGCGCUGUGUUUAACCCGGCACUGGCGUUCUCAAUACAGUUCCCCUGUCCUGGGAACAGUUUUGCGGAGUACAGUUUUGUGUACUGGAUUGGACCAAUACUGGGUAUGACAGGCUCUCUGCUGCUUUUUCACGAAGUGAUCCCUGCUAUUUCAGGGAAAAGCACAAUUUCAAAGCACUUAAACUCUAAUGGACUCGAGAUGAAAAAGAUGAAGUGAAUUAAGGCCUUAUGAUAGACUGUGAUUGCAUAUGUGAUUAUAUACUGUGAAUAUACACUGUAACUCUUCUGCUCAUCUCCAAGUAAUAACCAGGGUUUGUGGAGGUUUUAAAAGGUCUUAAAUCGCCCUUCUCAAGGCCUAAAAAGGUCUUAAAUCCAUAACAUUGGAAAAAUGAAUAUCUUCCUCAGUAUUUUGUCUUGUAUUUCUAAUACAAAUAUUUAAACAUCCUUAAAUCAAGAUAUACUUAGUUGAUAUGCAAACUGAACAUAUGAAGUUUGAUUAAAACAAGAACAAACAUCUGUCAAUGGGGAAUGAAAACUUUUACAUUUGAAUUAAGUUGAUUUGUCUAAGCCUACUAGCAUAUAUUUGUUCGUUUUAAUCAUAAACUUUUGAUCAAUUUCUCAGAAAACAACUUUAGUUAUUUUGCUUCUCUAAUAAGUGUAUCUUGAUUUGAAAAUCUUUAGACAUUUGCACUAAUGCAAGACAUUUACAUUUAGAGACCAUAUGCAGUUUAUUCCUUUAUUUUUUUUCUUUAAAGUAUUACAUUUUAUCUUCAUAAAACCUGCAGAAACUCUGAAUGACGAAACUGAAGGGUCCUUAAUGUUUUUCUUUUUUAGAAGGUUUUUGGUGAAAUUUCAAAAUAUCUUAAAUGUCUUUUUUAAUAAGAACAUGCGUAUUCAUGAAGCACAAUGAAUCUGUAAUGGGCAAAUAGCUGCGGGUUUACAGCAACAUUCAUAAAAAGCACAUGGCCUGUAUGCCGAGAAUCAACUGUAAAUGAGUUCAACUUUUUUAUGUGUUAAAUCAUAUUUUAGCAGAUGGACAUUCCUGGAAUAAGAGAUCUGAAGUGUUCUAUCGCUGUUAGAAUACUAUUUUGUGUUACAUUCUACUAGCGAUGGUUCUUACCUAGUAAUAGGUAAAUGUUAUAGUAGUACUAGUAAUCUUUAGCACAGUUUUGCAGUGCCUUUGGAUUAUUCUGGGUAAAAUAACCUGGGAAGACCACACCGGAUUGAGUGCCGCGUCUACAAGCCAAUGCAGAAUGUAUAAUAUGGGAUAAUAACACACUCCUGUGUUACGAGGAUUUAAAUAAAGCAGUGAUAAAAUCUGUUUGUAAUUAAACAUUACAUAAAAGCA